Homo sapiens (human) is the source of this 9253-nucleotide messenger RNA. It is a transcript of the gene NCR3LG1, whose product is annotated as natural killer cell cytotoxicity receptor 3 ligand 1. The transcript is spliced from 6 exons. Lineage: Eukaryota; Metazoa; Chordata; Mammalia; Primates; Hominidae. The record is from RefSeq and is a predicted model, not a curated record. Gene Ontology annotation, cellular component: plasma membrane. Gene Ontology annotation, biological process: signal transduction. The coding region runs from base 171 to 1535 and encodes 454 amino acids.
GCAGUUGCCGAAGGGAUCUGAAGAAGUGGGAUGUGCAAAAGCGCCGGCUGGAAAUCCCGGCUGUGUCUCCGUCAACUCUUUACGCAACAGAGGUCUCCCCCUGCCCUUGGUUUCUACCGGGCCGCCUGCUCCCACUCGGCGAAAAAAAUUACACAACAGCAGCCGCGGCGAUGACGUGGAGGGCUGCCGCCUCCACGUGCGCGGCGCUCCUGAUUCUGCUGUGGGCGCUGACGACCGAAGGUGAUCUGAAAGUAGAGAUGAUGGCAGGGGGGACUCAGAUCACACCCCUGAAUGACAAUGUCACCAUAUUCUGCAAUAUCUUUUAUUCCCAACCCCUCAACAUCACGUCUAUGGGUAUCACCUGGUUUUGGAAGAGUCUGACGUUUGACAAAGAAGUCAAAGUCUUUGAAUUUUUUGGAGAUCACCAAGAGGCAUUCCGACCUGGAGCCAUUGUGUCUCCAUGGAGGCUGAAGAGUGGGGACGCCUCACUGCGGCUGCCUGGAAUCCAGCUGGAGGAAGCAGGAGAGUACCGAUGUGAGGUGGUGGUCACCCCUCUGAAGGCACAGGGAACAGUCCAGCUUGAAGUUGUGGCUUCCCCAGCCAGCAGAUUGUUGCUGGAUCAAGUGGGCAUGAAAGAGAAUGAAGACAAAUAUAUGUGUGAGUCAAGUGGGUUCUACCCAGAGGCUAUUAAUAUAACAUGGGAGAAGCAGACCCAGAAGUUUCCCCAUCCCAUAGAGAUUUCUGAGGAUGUCAUCACUGGUCCCACCAUCAAGAAUAUGGAUGGCACAUUUAAUGUCACUAGCUGCUUGAAGCUGAACUCCUCUCAGGAAGACCCUGGGACUGUCUACCAGUGUGUGGUACGGCAUGCGUCCUUGCAUACCCCCUUGAGGAGCAACUUUACCCUGACUGCUGCUCGGCACAGUCUUUCUGAAACUGAGAAGACAGAUAAUUUUUCCAUUCAUUGGUGGCCUAUUUCAUUCAUUGGUGUUGGACUGGUUUUAUUAAUUGUUUUGAUUCCUUGGAAAAAGAUAUGUAACAAAUCAUCUUCAGCCUAUACUCCUCUCAAGUGCAUUCUGAAACACUGGAACUCCUUUGACACUCAGACUCUGAAGAAAGAGCACCUCAUAUUCUUUUGCACUCGGGCAUGGCCGUCUUACCAGCUGCAGGAUGGGGAGGCUUGGCCUCCUGAGGGAAGUGUUAAUAUUAAUACUAUUCAACAACUAGAUGUUUUCUGCAGACAGGAGGGCAAAUGGUCCGAGGUUCCUUAUGUGCAAGCCUUCUUUGCCUUGCGAGACAACCCAGAUCUUUGUCAGUGUUGUAGAAUUGACCCUGCUCUCCUAACAGUUACAUCAGGCAAGUCCAUAGAUGAUAAUUCCACAAAGUCUGAGAAACAAACCCCUAGGGAACACUCGGAUGCAGUUCCGGAUGCCCCAAUCCUUCCUGUCUCCCCUAUCUGGGAACCUCCUCCAGCCACAACAUCAACAACUCCAGUUCUAUCCUCCCAACCCCCAACUUUACUGUUACCCCUACAGUAAAUGCCUGAUGGACCUGGUGCCACUAGGGUCCAAGUUCCCUUUUCAUUACAGGACCUUGGGCAAAUAAGAGGGGACCUGGGCAAGUUCUCUGAUGACCUGAUAGAUAUAUAGAGGCUUUCCAAAACCUAACUCAGGUGUUUGACCUUACUUGGGGUGAUGUUAUGUUGCUCUUAAACUCUUAACUACUACAGAGAAACAGGUAGCCCUGCAGGCAGCAGAAAAAUUCAGAGAUGAACAACAUGUCUUCUAUAGCCACUCAAUAAGGAAAGAAGGUGAGAAACAACCAGCAUUCACAUACCCAAUAGGAAGCGAGGCAGUGCCCCUUGAACAACAUAAUUCGGACCCCAGUGGUACCUUAGAUGAGUGGCAAAGAAAACAUUUUCAAAUGUGCUUAUUAGAGGGCCUACAGAGGACCAGAGCCAAGCCUCUUAAUUACCCCAAACUCUCCAUGAUAGAUCAAAAACUAGAUGAAAAUCCCUCAGCCUUUUUGGAAAGGCUGAGAGAGGCUGUAGUGAAACACACUUCCUUGUCUCCUGUUAGGUAUGUUUAUACCUCACAUAAAUAAUUCAAUUGAGGGACAGCUAAUUUUGAAAGACAAGUUUAUUACUCAGACAGCCCCUGAUAUCAGAAGGAAGCUAGAGAAACAGGCCAUGGGAUUAGAUAGCACCUUACAAAACCUCCUGAAGGUAGCCACCUCGGUCUUUUAUAAUAGGGACCAGGAGGAGGCCCAGGGGAAGGAGAGGAAACACAAGAAAAAGGCAGAGACUCUGGUGGCCACUUUGUAUAAAACCCAGUAUCCCCAAGGUACACCUGCUAGUUGCUACCAAUGUGGCAAACUAGGGCACUUCAAAAGGGACUGCCCAGGCAGCAAGAAGAAGCCACCUCAACCCUGUCCAGUAUACAAUGGGGACCACUGGAAGGCAGACUGUCCUGGGAAGCAUAGGUCACUGAGUCCAGAGCCAGUCUCACAAAUGGUCCAGCAGGACUGAUGGGUCCUGGGGCUCAACUCCCUGGCUCCAGUGGCUCAGACUGCUGUUACUACCCGGGAGCACCAGGUGAUUCUGGAGUUCGAAGGGAGGAAGGUAGACUUCUUUCUGGACACUGGAGCCAGGCUUCUGUUUUCCUCUCCAAUUCAGGCCUUCGUUCCUCCCAUAGCACAACCAUGAUGGGCAUCUCAGGAAAGACUUUAACUUGAUAUUUUUCUCAACCUAUUAGUUGCAGUCAGAGGGACCUACUGUUUACACAGGCCUUUUUAGUCAUGCCUGAAAGUCCCACUCCUUUAUUAGAUAGAGAUAUUCCAGCACGUAUGGGGGCCACCAUCCUUAUGGCUCCAGGACAAACUCCGCCUCCCCUUAGUGGAAACCAGUAUUAACCCAGAGGUUUGGGCAACUCAGGGAAGAAGUGGCCGGACUAUAACCACUAUACCAGUCUGGAUCCACCUCAAGGAUCCCACUUUUUUUCCUAACCAGAGACAAUACCCUCUGAAGCCAGAAAGUAGAAAAGGGCUAGACGCCAGCAUUGAUAACCUAAAGGCACAAGGCCUCCUUAGGCCUUGCAGUAGCCCUUGAAACACCCCAAUAUUAGGGGUGCAAAAAUCCAAUGGGGAAGGGAGACUAGUUCAGGACCUCUGCCUUAUUCAUGAGGCUGUGAUUACGAUUCAUCCAGUAGAUCCCAGUCCCUAUACUUUGCUAACUCAAAUAUCCAAGGGAACUAAAUGGUUCACAGUUCUGGGCCUAAAGGAUGCCUUUUUCUGUAUACCUUUAUACCCUGACUCCCAAUACUUGUUUACCUUUGAAGACCCCUCCAAUCAAACCACCCAGUUAACCUGGACUGUACUGCCUCAGGGAUUUAGAGAUAGCCCCCACCUAUUUGGGCAAGUAUUGUCAAGAGAUCUCUUCGAAUUCUUCCAUUCUCAGGUUAAAGUUUUACAAUAUGUAGAUGACAUUCUCCUCUGUGCCCCAACUGAGGAAGUUUCUUGAGACGGCACUGAGGCUCUCCUUAAUUUCCUAGCUGGAAAGGGAUAUAAGGCUUCAAAAUCUAAGGCUCAGCUCUAUCAGACUUUGGUAAAGUACCUAGGUCUGGUCUUGUCAGAAGGGAACAAGAGCACUAGGCGAGGAGAGGAUUAAUCCCAUUUCCUCCCUUCCUCUCCCCAGAACCCUCAAGCAGCUGAGGGAUGCUUGGGCAUUACAGGUUUUUGUAGGUUAUAGAUACCCAGGUAUGAUAAAAUAGGUUGCCCUUUAUAUCACCUUAUAAAAGAAAUUCAAGUGGCUAAAACUCACUUCCUGACCUGGGAACCUGAAGGUCAAAAGGCCAUUAAUCAGUUAAAACAAGCCUUGCUUAAAGCACCAGCCCCCAGUCUUUCUGUAGGGAAGUCCUUUAAUCUUUAUGUAUCAUAAAGGAAAGGAAUGACCCUGGGAGUUUUAAUUCAAGUUCAAGGCCCAGCUCAACAGCCAGUAGGUUACUUAAGUAGAGAGCUUGACUUGGAGGCUAAAGGAUGGCCAGCUUGCCUCUGAGCAGUUACAGUAGUGGCCCUGCUAGUCCCAGAGGCCACCAAGUUAACCCUGGGGAAUAACCUGUUUAUGCCUCACAUAAAUAAUGUGGCAGGCUUGCUGUCCUCUAAAGCGAGUCUCUGGCUAACAGACAGCUGCCUCCUCAAGUAUCAGACUUUGCUGCUAGAGGAAUCUGCAGUCCAGUUAAAAACCUGACCUUGCCUGAUCCCAGACACUUUCCUCCCAGAGGAAACUGGAGAAACUGAACAUAAUUGUGAACAGACUGUAGUACAACCUAUGCCGCUAGGGAGGAUCUCAAAGAAAUUCCCCUAGAAAAUCCAGACUGGACCCACUUUAUGGAUGGGAGCUCUUUUGUAGGACAGGGAGUCUGAAAAGUGGGAUAUGCAGUAGUCACCCUAAAUAACAUUGAAAAUGUGCCUCUCUCACCAGGCACACACACUCAAUCAGUUGAGCUGAUCCCUCUCACAAGAGCACUUGAACUAAGCAAAGGAAAGACAGCUAACAUUUAUACUGACUCCAAGUGUACCUUUCUAGUUCUCCUUGCCCAUGCUGCCAUCUGAAAGGAAAGGCACUUCCUCACCGCUAAUGGGUCUUGCAUUAAAUACCAUCAAGACAUCAACAGGCUAUUAUCCUCAGUGUUCCUCCCAUGAGAAUUAGUGGUCAGACAUUGCAGAGGGCAUCAGAAGCGGGUAGAUGAAAUAGCGAAAGGAAACAGGCUAGCAGACCAAAGAGCUAAGUCAGCAGUAAGAAGGCCCCAAGGUCCCAAAACACUUGAGGCCCCUCUGAUUUGGGAGGGCUACAUAAGGGAAAUAAAGCCUCAGUAUUCCCCUACAGAGAUAGAAUGGGCCACCUCUCGAGGUAUACUUUUCAACCCUCAGGAUGGUUACAAUCAGAAGAUUGCAAAGUACGCUUGCCAGCCUCCAGCCAAUGGAAGAUUCUUAAAAUCCUCCACUGAGCCUUUCACUUAGGAAAGCAUAAGACAUCAGUGCAUCCAAAGAUUGUUCUCAGGAGAAAAUCUACUAAAAAUGGUCAAAUAGGUUGUUAAUACUCGUGAAACCCUCUUAAAAAUAAUCCCUUUAACAGAUGACUUCUUCCCCACCACAAUCAAAGGAUGGGAAGUUACUCAGGGGAGGACUGGCAGAUAGACUUCACCCAUAUGCCCAAAAUAAAUGGCAUUCAAUGUCUUUUGGUGUGGGUGCAUACCUUCAUUAACUGGGUAGAGGCAUUCCCAUGCCCAACAGAAAAGGCCUCUGAGGUGGUGAGAAUACUAAUUAGUUAAAUAAUUCCUCACUUUGGGCUCCCUAAGUACUUCCAAAACAACAAUGGUCCCUCAUUUAAAGAAGCCUCUACCCAGUAGGGCCGAGUCUGCUAGGACUUUUUAUUGGGUUUGGUAAUACGUCACACCCUUUAGCCUCUACUGUGUCAGCCAUGUCCCAUUUAUACAAGACAAAUUGCUGGGUCUGUCCUGAGCGGUUUGCUCAGUUCAGUAACACUAAGGAACCUCUUGAUGACUUGGUAUUUACUGUCUUAGCAUUCCCUUUGUUAGCUUUACCUUUAGCCAUUAAAGACUUGUCAGGCAUAAAUGGAACAUGGUAUGGGAACACUUUCAACUGAGUAACUAACUCCUCCCAGGAAAGCAUUUCCUCCCUGGUGCCAGAAAACACUUUCCCCAAAGAUAAGCCUCACACCCUCAGGCUAGGAAAAGUUGGCCGGGUAAUAGCAAAUGCCUCCUCCUGUUUUAAAAGCAGAGGAAAAGGACCAUACCUGGGAGAUCUCAAAUAUUAUAACACCAUACUUGUAAUUGCUGAAAGCUCGGAAGUUUGGAGAAAAAGACAUAAGAAGGAUGAUCUAAGAAAAUUGGAAGCCAUAUGGAGGGGAGGCUUUCAGAAUUCAGCGUCUCCUCCUGGUUGAAAGUCCUGCUGGGAAUGGCAGGCUCUGGGUAACCACCCUGACACAUGGCACUAUAAUGUAAAAAACAACACAUAGGCCUUCCCAGACAUGCACCCUCAUGGGAUUCCAGACCCCCUGUAUGAUGCUUAGUAGUAGUGGCCUACAAAUCUGUGGGUGAACAGAACAGGAGACUUCUGGACUGACAGCCCCUGUCACAAGGGGGCAUUAUCUGAGAUAUUGGCCAGGGCAUAUCGUGUCCCUGGUCUUUUGAAACUCCAUUUGUCGGCCAGGUGUGGUGGCUUACGACUGUAAUCCCAGCACUUUGGGAGGCUGAGGCAGGUAGAUGAUGAGGUCAGGAGUUCAAGACUAGCCUGGACAAUAUGGUGAAACCCCGUCUGUACUAAUAAUACAAAAAAAAAAAAAAAAAAAGCCAGGCGUGGUGGUGCAUGCCUGUAGUCCCAGCUACUCGGGAGGCUGAGGCAGGAGAAUUGCGUGAACCCGGGAAGCAGAAGUUGCAGAAAGCCAAGAUUGUGCCACUGCACUCUAGCCUGGGCAACAGAGUAAGUCUCCAUCUCAAAAAACAAACAAACAAACAAAACUCAAUUUAUCAGGUGGACCUUUCUCAUUUAGCAUGUAAAAUUCCAAAUGGCAUCGUGAGUGACUAUCCUGAGUAUAGAUAUCCCCAUCCCAAAGAUGUUCCUAUUACAUGCAGGAGGGGGAAGCUUCUAAGAUAUGAGAAAGAUCUGCCUGUGUCUCUCACAAGCUACAACUUAGAACUGGCCCUUCAGGGGACAGGGCUUUAUUUCCUUUGUGGCUCCUGGCUACACUUAAUCCUCCCUAGGCACUGGAAGGGAACCUGCACUAUCGUGGCAGUGGUUCCUGACCUGUUAUCUUUAAAUUCCACUGAUAUGGCAGCAUCAUCUGGGGACAUCCCUAGCCUAGCGUCUUUUCUAGUGAGUGUGCUAUCUCAGAUGCGCUGAACAAAGAGGUCUAUCAUUUCCAUGCCCUCAUAUGGAGACUUAACUGAAAGAGAAGAUUGGGUAGGACCUGCACAUGACAAUCCUAUCUCAGAAAAACCAUGGAUAGGGGAUUCUAUAGUCAGAGGCCUAUUCUGGUUUGCUGGUAUUCCUCUCCUUGAAAAAUCAGUACUUAAUAUUUCUAUUAUGAUGCCACAAGGGUAGAAGCUAACAGUAGGAGCCAUAGAAGCACAACAACAAUUCAUAAACUCUUUAGCCUCAGUAGUUAUGCAAAAUAGACAGGCCCUAGAUAUCCUUAUGGCCAAAGUAGGGGGUACCUGUGCACUUUUAAAAAGAAGCAUGUCACUUCUAGAUCAAUACCUCUAGUCAAGUAGAAGAGAAUGUACAGGUGCUUAAAGAUCAAAUUAGAACAUUGACAGAUUAAGAGAGAAUGCGGGCUCCAGUCCCAGUUGGCUACAAUCCCUCUUAAAUGGAUUCCAGUCUUCUUUGUGGAACUGGUUAGCUCCUUUAUUAGGCCCCCUUUUGCUCGUGUGUUUUGUACUAAUGUUUGGACUUUGUAUAUUCAAUACUGUAACUCAAAUUGUUUCCUCUCACUUAGAGGCUAUUAAACUCCAAAUGGUGCUGCAGAUAGAACCACACAUAGACACGCCAUUCUUCUGGGGACCCUUAGACCAAUCUCAGGAGGAGCCCUAACUGCUGUAACCCCAACGACGCCCCCUUCCAGCAGGAAGCAGCCAGGAGUGGUCAUCGUCCACUUUCCCCAACAGCAGUUGGGGUCUCCACUCCUGAAGCAGGGAAUGAGAAAGGAGGAAGGAAGAAACCAGUCAGACAGGCAGUUAGGGUGGGUCCUCGGUAAAAUUCUUCCAAACAAAAGAACAGCUUGAAAAAUCAAACUGCAGGCACAGAGAAGAGAACUUGUACAGGGAGGCUUGCCUUAGACAUGUCCACAGCUGCCUAGGUAAGAAAGACUACACAGGAGACUUGCCCAGAGAUGCCCACAAUGGAAAAUUCCAUUCCCUGAGACAUGCGCAGUAAGGGGAACAAAGCCAUAUGGAGUAACUCAAGCUAAGGGCCUGCAUGCACACUGGGAGGAUAGGGUAGAACUACCAGAAAUUCAUGCUUUAUGCAAAUGAGAUGCCCAGCACUCAUCAAUUUCUUACAAAAGCCUCUGUAUUCAACUGUGAAAUGGCGACACUCUUUUGGGCCCCCUCUUGGCAGUGGGGAGCUUUCUUUUUUCACUUUUUAAAUUUUUGCUCCAACCUCACCUUUGGGGUCCAUGCUCCUUAAUUUUCUUGGUUAUGAGACAAAGAACUUCAGGUGAUACCUUGGGCAAUGAGAGACUGCUACAUUGUGGUGCAUUGGUGAGACUGUAAAACUAUCAGUUUAUUGCUGAUAACCCCAACAUCAGCAAUGAUGCUUAUGGAAAAAGAAAACAAACCCUUUAUGAUCAGCUGGAUCCUUUAGUUGUUUGCAAAGAUGACUCCAAUCCUACACCCUUCCCUGAAUCCAUGUCCAUUGCUGUGUAACUUUGUAGUGCCUCUAACUGUGUGACCUCUUUCAGCCAACUUAAGAAGACAGCAGUGAAGGCGUGCCAGUUCCAAGUGUAAGCCCCAAGAGGUCUUGUGUGUCUUCAUUUGCUUCCUCGUGUGCUUCUAAUGGUGCUGGGAGAAGAACAGGUCGAGACUAGCCUGCUGGAGGAUGAGAGAUGCUGGCUACCACAUCCUUGUUGCUCCAGUGGAGGCCAGGCUAGAUUAGAUGACAGCCACCUGACUCCAUUCAGCCUGCAUGGUGGUCUGAGGCCUUCCCCCCUACAGCCUCUCCCCUUUAUCUUUCACGGUAAUCACCCCUCAUUACUCGUACUUCUAACUCCAUCUUGAAAGCUGCUUCCUGGAAGAUCCAAACGGACACAAGGAGGGACUGAAGGAUUAGAAUGAGGGAAGUAACCCAUGCACUGCUUAUUUGAGAUGGGGAACCGAAGGACUUUGGCAGUUCCUACACAGAGACAGAUGGCAGAGAUGACAAGGUUUCUCAGAGAAUGCGUGAGUAACUGGAAUGGCUUUUCCUGAUGACCCAGACAGCCUGCUCAAGAGCACACUGUUGCAGCUGCCCUCCUUGGAUGGAACUAUGGAAUGAUUUUUAUUCUUCUACUUCCCAGGUGAAUGGGAAACCAAGGACACAGUCAGCAUUUAACAAAAAGGAAUCUGCAUCUCAGUCAGAACUGUAUUGCAUUUGCUUCUCUCUGGAUUACCUUGAAGUUACUCCCCUUCCCUCAAUAAUAAUGGCAUUAUGAAAAAAAUUGGAAUUGAUCAAAUGAAGUAAAGAGUAAACAGAGGAAAGACUA